AGCCACUGGGCGGGCCUGCAGCCAAUGCGCACGCCGUGGGUGGGCCCCAGGCCGGAAUUGGGGGUGAAGCUACAGCGUUGUGCCCACAUUCGGGGCUCGCUGAGCUGAGGGGUCCCCGGGGGGCUCCCGGAGCUAAGAUGGCGUCCGCAGCUGAGGGGGACUUGGGAACGGUGGCGGAGCUGGCGAGGGUGCUGCGCUGGGGUUUCGAGGAGCUGAGCCUUAACAAGUUGGCGGCGUCCCUGGGCGCGUCAGAACAGGCGCUGCGGCUCAUCAUCUCCAUCUUCCUGGGUUACCCCUUGGCUUUGUUCUACCGGCAUUACCUUUUCUACAAGGACAGUUACCUCAUCCAUCUCUUCCAUGCCUUUACAGGCAUCUCAAUUGCUUAUUUUAACUUUGGAAACCAGCUCUACCACUCCCUGCUCUGUAUUGUCCUGCAGUUCCUCAUCCUGCGACUCAUGGGCCGCACCAUCACUGCCGUCAUCACUACCUUUAUCUUCCAGAUGGCUUACCUUCUUGCUGGGUAUUAUUGCACAGCCACUGGCAACUACGAUAUCAAGUGGACAAUGCCACACUGUGUUCUGACCUUGAAGCUGAUUGGUUUGGCUGUUGACUACUUUGACGGAGGGAAAAAUCAGAAUUCCUUGUCCUCUGAGCAACAGAAAUAUGCCAUACGGGGUGUCCCUUCCCUGCUGGAAGUUGCUGGUUUCUCCUACUUCUAUGGGGCCUUCUUGGUAGGGCCCCAGUUCUCAAUGAACCACUACAUGAAGCUGGUGCAGGGACAGCUGACUGACAUACCAGGGAAGAUACCAAACAGCACCGUACCUGCUCUCAAGCGCCUGAGUCUGGGCCUUGUCUACCUGGUGGGCUACGUUCUGCUCAGCCCCCAUAUCACAGAAAACUAUCUGCUCUCUGAAGACUACGAAAACCACCUUUUCUGGUUCCGCUGCAUGUACAUGUUGAUCUGGGGCAAGUUUGUACUGUACAAAUACGUCACCUGUUGGCUGGUCACAGAAGGAGUAUGCAUUUUGACGGGCCUGGGCUUCAAUGACUUUGAUGAAAAUGGAAACGCCAAGUGGGAUGCCUGCGCUAACAUGAAGGUGUGGCUCUUUGAAACAACCCCCCGCUUCACUGGCACCAUCGCCUCUUUCAACAUCAACACCAAUGCCUGGGUGGCCCGUUACUUCUUCAAACGACUCAAGUUCCUUGGAAAUAAAGAACUAUCCCAGGGUCUCUCAUUGCUAUUCUUGGCCCUCUGGCACGGCCUACACUCAGGAUACCUGGUCUGCUUCCAGAUGGAAUUCCUCAUUGUUAUCGUGGAAAGAAAGGCUGCCAGCCUAAUUCGAGACAGCCCAACCCUGAGCAGCAUGGCUUCCAUUACUAUACUACAACCCUUCUACUAUUUGGUGCAGCAGACCAUCCAUUGGCUCUUCAUGGGUUACUCAAUGACUGCUUUCUGCCUCUUCACAUGGGACAAAUGGCUUAAGGUGUAUAAAUCCAUCUAUUUUCUUGGCCACGUCGUCUUCUUGAGCCUACUAUUCAUAUUGCCUUAUCUUCACAAAGUAAUGGUGCCAAGGAAAGAAAAGUUAAAGAAAAUGGAAUAAUCUAUUUCCCUGGUGGCCUAGAGCAAGACUGGUGCAGAAACAACUUGUCUCCCUUUUUACAGCACUCCUUUGCCCCAGAGCACAGAGAACAUAGAAGCCAGGGAGUGGGAAGACAUGGCACUGCCAGCUGUGCCUCUGCCGCCAGCCAAGUCUUCAUUUGGGCCAAAGGGGAAACUCUUGUGGGAGGAGUAGAGGGACCCAUGUCUCCCCUCUGGGCUCCCCCAUGCACGUUGCCUUAUCUCUCCCCCUCUAGCCAGGAAUCUGUUGUUUUUCUUCUGCCAAUUUACUAUGAUUGUAUAUGUGCCGCUACCACCCCCACUCCCCAUAGGAGGGGAGGGGAGAGGUGGGGUACAAGACCUCGCCUGCUCCACUUUUUCUACCUUGGGACUGUACCAGAUAAAAUCACUUCUGUUUGUUUGGUUUUUCA
This is a messenger RNA of Rhinolophus ferrumequinum (greater horseshoe bat), 2028 nucleotides long. It is a transcript of the gene LPCAT3, whose product is annotated as lysophosphatidylcholine acyltransferase 3. Gene Ontology annotation, molecular function: lysophospholipid acyltransferase activity; 1-acylglycerophosphocholine O-acyltransferase activity. Bases 138 to 1601 code for a protein of 487 amino acids. The transcript has 13 exons. The record is from RefSeq and is a predicted model, not a curated record. Gene Ontology annotation, biological process: phosphatidylcholine biosynthetic process; lipid modification. NCBI's taxonomy places the organism in Eukaryota, Metazoa, Chordata, Mammalia, Chiroptera, Rhinolophidae. Gene Ontology annotation, cellular component: membrane.